CAAAUAUGGCGAAACGGGCGAUAACCUACGAUGUUUUUGUGGGUAAUCUACCCACCGACGCUAACGAACGAAAUGUUGGCAAAAUAUUUUCAAAAUAUGGGGAAAUCCAAGGAAUUAUUGUAAAAGAACAGAAUAACAACCCACUCGUCAGAUAUGCCUUCGUGAAGUAUCUGUGUGAACCGGAUGCUGAUAAAGCAUGUUCAGAAUUAAAUGGACAAGAAGUACAAGGAAAAAAGGUGUCUGUCCGGCGUCAGGAACAGAGGAAAGGUAAAAUGGGGCUGGGAAAGGAUACCAAUAGUCUACAGCAGCGUCCACCAGGUAGCCGCAUUGGCAAGACUUCACAGCCUGAUAUUGUUCCAGAAGGUGCUGAUUCAGACAAUGUAUCCAAUUCUGGGAGUACAAGCAGCAACAUUAAUGAGAAGGAGUCUGUGAUGGUUACAUUUGUGGAGAGUUGUGUAACAGUCUGGGUUCAAGUUGUCAAUGAAGAAAACACCAAUAAACUAAUGAACAUUACCGAACAGUUAGGAGCAUUGUGUCCGGCAGCUUCCAAAGUCAACGAUCCAUCUCAGCAAUCAAAGGUGUAUGCAGCCCAGUUUUCUGAAGAUAACAUGUGGUACAGAUGUUCAAUCAAGCAAUUCAUAGGAACAGAAAAGGUCAAAGUUCAGUAUAUAGAUUAUGGCAACAGUGAAGAAAUCUCGGUGAACAGCCUAGUGGAGAUCCCACAGACCCUUGCUUCCAACAAACCUUUAGCAACCAAGUUUAUGUUGCAUAAUACCAAAGCCAACAAGUUUAAUGAUAUAAAUGGAAUCUCUCUGCUGAGAAAGUUAACAGAAGGAAAGGUGAUAGAGGCUGUACGCACAAGGAAGCUUGGUGAUGGGAAUGGUCACUAUGCUUUGAUCUAUUUGGAUGGGCAGAGCAUCAAUGACAUGAUGAUAGAAGAGGGGUAUGCCACUAAACGUCCCCCAGCCAAUACCCGUCCAAUGACAGAAUCCUUGGACCAGUUAGGUGGUAGUCAGCUAUUUGGGAGCGGAGACCCUCUGGUAGGUACGUCUUCCCAGAGGUACAACAGAUUUGCCAGUGGUGAUGCUGGACCAUUUGCCUUGGGAGGUGGAGGUUAUGCUGGAGGUACAGAUGCAGUAGUGAGUGGUGGCCCCUUCCCACAGGGCAGACAGCUGGCCCAAAGCAAUAGCGGAAAUGAGGAACUUUUGAAAAACGAAUUGAACAAGAAAAAACGAGAGGUUGAUAAAUUGCGUGGGGAGGUGGCAAAGAGGGAUCUUCAGCUACAGCAAUUGACCGCAAACAAGGUGCAGCUACAAAGUGUUGUUGACAUAGCUGAUAAGGUGAAAAGACUCAGGGUGCAGUUUCCAACCGGACGCUCCAGUGGCAUCGAGGAGGCCAUGGCUUUAGCACUCUCGAGUGAGAAAGUUCAGAACUCAUCAGUCCAUUCCCUCCAGGCUGUGAUGUCCACGAUGUCCACUUAUAAGGCUGCCCAGAAGGAAAUCAUCUGCUCCAGCAAUCAUGAGGAGUUAGCAAACCUGAUCCUGGAGAGAGAUAAUGCCAGGAGAGACUUGCAUGGCAAGUUACAGGAGUGUAUAGACGAGUUGGGGAGGAUGCCACUUGAUACCAGAUACAAAGCACUCAAGGAUACAGAAGAGAAAGUGAUUAACGACUACAAAAUGUUCAUAGGCUACAAUGUUCAUGGAUGCCCUCUCCUGGAAGAUCUUGCAUUUGGCUUUAAGGAUUGGAAGAUUCGAAAGGAAGAAGAGUUUCGUUUAGUACGAGAGAAUUGUGAUGCCUGUCAGAAUAGCAUGACAACAUUCUUAAAUCGACUGUUGGGACUGAUGUCACUUGAAAAGCCAACAGAGGAUGCUAACUCCGUGGUGGAUUUGGAUAACCUUCUGAGAUCAUAUAGCCAGGCUUUACAACAGGAGCUUGUAAUCACUGAUCUCGAACAUAGCUCAGAUGCCAACAUGGUUGCCACAAUCUUAGCUGCUAUAUUAAAAGAAUUAAGAGGCGAAAUGAAGACACUAGAAAAUUUGAAAGGAGUUGCUUCUGACUUCACAAAUUUGAAGUCUUCCAUUGAACCAUGGCUGGAGGCUAGGCCAAACUUAGGAAGCAUCACAGAAAGGAGGAAGGCAAUCCGCAGCCUUAAAUCAAAACUUCGACACAAGGAGGCUGACAGACAAGACCUGGAGGAGAGUGGUGAUGGUACAGUAGAAGAGAUGGAGGAGAUACAACUGGAGGUGGCUGAAUUGAAAUCCAAGCUUCACAAAGAACUUCUCUCUAUGGAUGACUUGUUGGCCAGCUUAGCUGUCAAUGCAGAUGAGCACUUCCCAGAGUUGAGCCUUCAACACCAAGACAUUGGCAUUGACAUUCAACUGGGAUAUGGUGGCCUGGUAAAACUUGGGCGUGACAUUGAACACUACACCUUGCAGAAGACACCAAGGACUGGCAUGUACUCCAGUGUUUUUGCUAACAAACCAGUCUACAUUCAGGAACUUCACAUCAAUGAUGAUGAUCAUGUAAAUAAAGAAGAAUUUGUUCAACACAUUAUUGCUUAUGCGGAUGUUGCCAGCAAUUGUGAUUUUCUGAUGAGACUAGAUGGAAUAUUCUUCUCAAAGAAUGAGCGUUCAGCUUAUAUCCAGAUGGAAUGGAAUGAGAUACAACUUUUACCUGAUCUUAUGAAGAAAGGAAUUAUGUCGGACCAGGCCAAGCAAAAGGUAUUUGAAGGCAUAACAGAGGGCUUGAUGCACCUACACAACAAAGGCUUUGUCCAUGGUGAGGUAAACCCGUCCAACAUAGGCAUUAAACCAGAUGGUUCUUCCAUUUUGCUGCCUCCAGACUUCUCAAGAUCUGUGUUGGAUCGUGUAAGGAAGAGGUAUGUCACGGAGAAUGGGUUAACAUUUGUUCCCAUAGAAAUGGUUACCUACGCCCAGCAAGGUUUGACACCACAGGUGUCCACUACCUGUGAUUUGUACAAUCAUGGUCUUCUACUUCUCUGGUUACACAAUCCUCAAGGGUCUGUUGAGCUACAGCAUGAUGGAUCUCCCAAGCUUAUGAGUAUGAGGCUGGAAGCCACUGUGAUGGAGUUGCUGUAUAGUCAACUGUUCCCAGUCUGUGACAAAAGACUCCCUGUUAAACAGAUACUCAAGUCUAGAUACCUUAACCAAGUCAUUCUACCAAAACCAGUGCCUGAUAGUGCUCCAAGGGACAUUGUAUGUGAGAGCCAAGUAUCAGAACCAAUUAUGAAUGAGGGAUCAGACAAUAUGACUUCCACAGAGUCAUCGGUACCAGGAUGUGGUCAAGAUUUGGAUAGUACAGGACAACACCAGCCUAUGGAGGACACCAUGUCCAACAUUGGGGUAUUUGACUUUAACAAUAUGGCAACCACCAGUAGUUCAGACAUAGGCACUGAACAGGCUUCAGAGGCCAUAUCUGAAAACACUUCUGGUGUCGACCAGCUGGCAAGAGAUUUAGCUAGUAUUGGUAUGCCAGCUUAUCAGACCGACCUGUCGGGGCUGGAUGAUACUACAGGACUAACCAGUGAACACAGUGUGGAGGAUACGGCGGGAGAUCUGGUUACAACAGAUAGUGAUAAUGCUGGGUGUGGGUUAGACAGUGAACAAACAGAAGACAAACAGGCUGAGACCAAUCAGACAAUCUCAGAAACACACACUGCUGAGCAAGAUACAGAGAUCCAAGCCCCAAAGCAAACGGUGUCCGAGUCUCAACCAAGUACUGAACAGACCAGCUCAGUCAAUGAUCUAGAAUUGGUGACAUCAUCAUUUGCCAGUCCUCACUCAUUUCUUCGCCAAGACACAAGUUCAAGGUCACCACUUCAUAGACUGCUCAAAAUUGCUGCAUCAAAGGAGAACCUUUGAAUUGACAUUGAGCGCCAGAUCAUUUGAUUCUUUUUGUCUGAUCACAAACCUCAUCUGUUGAACAAGAUUAGCAUUCACAAGUUGUGCAAGGCAAGGCGGAAAUAGUUGUUUGUGUUUAUAUUAUAUCCAAGUUUUAUGAUUUUUAUGAUUUCAUAUAUUGUAUUCUUCAUUACACAAUCAAGGGAACCCCAUAGCGAACAUGAUUUAGUUAACAUCAUUAGUUUAUAAACUUGAAUCAUUUAGGUCCUGGAUUGAAAAAUUAAAACAUAUCCAAAUUUAUGCAAGUACCAGGUAGGAUCCAGAGGGAUAUUACUUUGAGGCCCGACAAAUGGUUAUCUGUUAGUUAUAAUCUAGUUCUUUGUUCAGGUGUACUUGUGUGGACACCUCAUAGGUAUCCAUUAUUUGUAUAUUUUCAGAUACAAUGGGAAAUUACCUUAUAACUGUUUGCAGGUAUGGUCCAGAAAAUAUAAAUGGGUCACUAAAUGAGGCUAGCCUGGUUUGGCUGCUAUCAACUAAAAUUAUCCUUUUAUGGAGAGAUUGAUUGGUACACUUAUUAAUGGUCGGCUCACUAUUCACUUGUGAUUAAACCAGAAUAUGUAUAGAAAAUAUCAUAAGUGGCCCCUGAAAUUGUUACAAUAAGUAGAACCAGGGUGGGACAGUGGCCAUCAGUCAUUUCCAUCUAGAUACACUUAACAAUAAUUCAUGUUUAGAGUAGAUGUGUUGUGCAACCCUGAAAAUAUGCUUUCCCCCCCCCCCCCCCC
This is a messenger RNA of Pecten maximus, 4642 nucleotides long. RefSeq names its product serine/threonine-protein kinase 31-like. The record is from RefSeq and is a predicted model, not a curated record. Gene Ontology annotation, molecular function: RNA binding; ATP binding; protein kinase activity. The coding region runs from base 6 to 3881 and encodes 1291 amino acids. Gene Ontology annotation, biological process: protein phosphorylation; spermatogenesis. NCBI's taxonomy places the organism in Eukaryota, Metazoa, Mollusca, Bivalvia, Pectinida, Pectinidae. The transcript has 29 exons.